Molecule: messenger RNA, 495 nt
Organism: Yarrowia lipolytica CLIB122
Lineage: Eukaryota; Fungi; Ascomycota; Dipodascomycetes; Dipodascales
Source: RefSeq, a predicted model, not a curated record
AUGUCAAAUAGUUGUCCCAGUAACUCUAUAUUUAUGACAACAAAACAAAUAGCUUCUUCUUUGUCUCAACUAAACACUUAUCUAGCUAGCCCACAAAUGAUCACCAACACGCCUCCCACCAAGCAGGACCCCUUUCUGGCUCUCAAGGAGGCCUGCGAGGACAAUCCGCGUCUCCGUCCCGUCUCGGCUGUCAUUUGUGACGCGGCCGAAGACCUCGCCUUCCGAGCAGGUGUCAUCACCUUGUUCAACGAGCUCAAGAUGCGUGAGCAGGAGGUGGAGGAACUGACUAACGAGCUCCAACGGAUGCAGAAGCUCAAUAGCGAGCUCCACAACAUGAACGAACAGCUUCAGAGAGCAAAGACCCUCAUCUCUGCAUCGCUCAAACGCCACAUUGCCAACCAGAGAGCUGCCAACGAAUCCAGACUCGAGCCUCUCCAGGACCUGUUUGACUACGCCGCAGGAGACUCCGCGGAGAUCGAUUUCGACGUUGAAUGA